Molecule: messenger RNA, 1035 nt
Organism: Solanum stenotomum
Lineage: Eukaryota; Viridiplantae; Streptophyta; Magnoliopsida; Solanales; Solanaceae
Product: BTB/POZ domain-containing protein POB1-like
Exons: 3
Coding region: 1-1035 (344 amino acids)
Biological process (GO): response to red light
Cellular component (GO): nucleus
Molecular function (GO): protein binding
Source: RefSeq, a predicted model, not a curated record
AUGCAGAAGAAAACGAUUAGAUAUUUGAUUUUGCAUAAAAGUUUAACAUCUUUUUGCCUUGGAUACUGCAGCAAUGAACUGCAGAAUCAACACAUGACAAUUGAAACAGCAUUGCGCUAUUUGGAUCUUCCUUUCAAAGUAUUAAAUGUUGAUGCAGUUCAGCCAUUGGCGGAUGCGGCCAAAUUGUUUAUUAUCCUCCGUUUCAGGGACAUAAACAAGUUCGAAAAAGAGGCAUUGAGUUUGCCUCUUUCGGGAAUUAAGGUUGUUCUGUCCAGUGAUCUUCUUCAGAUUGCAUCAGAGGAUGUUGUCUAUGACUUUGCGUUGAAGUGGGCUCGUAUGCAUUACCCAAAGUUUAAGGAUCGACGAGAAGUAUGGACUACACAUCUUUGUUUCCUCAUCCGAUUUCCAGCCAUGACAUGCACGAAGCUGAAGAAAAUCAUGACGUGCAAUGACUUCAGUCGUGAGCUUGCUUCAAAGUUUGUCUUUGAGGCUCUUUUUUACAAGGCAGAAGAACCUUAUCAGCAGCGUGCAAUUUCUGCCAAGUUGGGGAAUGCUUUAGGCCAUCGUUAUUUGGAGCGGGCAUACAAACUCAGACCUGUUAAAGCUCUCGAGUUUGAAGCACCUCAUCAACAGUCUGUUGUUUACCUGUAUUUGAAAAGAGAUGAGUGUGCUAUCCUCUUUCCUGCAGGUAAACUCUAUUUACAGGGUUUCCAUUUUGGUGGACAAGAGCUUUUCCUUUCCGCGUAUUGCAACAUAGACCAACAAGGUUUUCAACAUUGCUUGGGGUUGUUCCUGGGUAUGCAAGGGGAGGAGUUUGAGCCACUUGCAGUUGAUUACGAGUUUUCAGUGCGUCUUAGACCAGACAACGAAUUUGUGAGCAUGUAUAAGGGAAGCCAUACCCUUAAUAGUGGCAUCGUUGUGGGGUGCCGGAACCUUUGUGAUAUAGGUUGGACCCCUUUUCUGAAUGAAGAUGGUUUGUAUUUCAUCGACGGAGUUUUGCAUAUUCGUGCUGAGAUUACUGUGGUCAGGGAAUGA